UGUAAUACAACUAUGACAGUGAUAACUAUUGAAUCAGGAUUCCCAGAUGUUCGGCACAUAUCUAGUUUUGUGUUCUUUCACAAAACUCGAUACUUGAUUAUGAUACUUUCGCUUUUGUGUAUGACAGUUGGUCAAAUGAAUUCCUUAAGCUUCAACUUCACAGUUAUUUGUAUGGAAGAUGUAGUUGUGGACUUUCAUAGUAAUAACAGAACGGAUUUGCAUUGGCUGGAAGAUCCAAGUCAAAAAUCUUGGAUUUUCUCAGGAGUUGCAAUUGGAGCAGUAAUUGGAUUGCUUCCACUCGUGCCAAUGUUAGAUAACAUUGGGUUGAGAAUAACCUUCACACUAUUUGGUAUAAUCUCUGCUGCCAGUUCUCUACUCUUUCCAUUAUCAGUUCACAUGGGAUUCUAUGCUGUUUUUAUUGUAAGAAUAUUACAAGGAAUCGGAACAUCAAUCCUCUACACAGUUGUCGCUUAUAUUCCGGGAAUAUGGGCUCCAAAGACUGAAAUGGGCACUUUUUUGGCAGUUUUAUCAUGUGGUUUCCAAUUGAGCAACAUCAUCUGUAUGCCCGUUUCAGGAAUACUUUGCGAAUCGGAUUGGGGGUGGAGGCCGAUCUAUUACAUUUUUGGAUCACUUACUAUUCUCGUCUAUAUGGUAUUUUUCUUUUUGUACGCUGAUGCUCCUAAGAAUCAUUUCCACGUAUCAUCCAAAGAGCUGAGUAUGAUUUGUGCUGAAAAGAAGCCAAAGAAAGGAAAAGAAAGUGUUCCGUACCGAGCAAUAUGCUUUGAUAAAUGUGUACUUGCAACGUGGCUUUCAAUGUGCGGAAGAAAUGUUGCAUUCUACGUACUUGUUUUGUAUGGACCUACUUAUCUGAGAGAAGUUUUACAUUUUGAUGUAAAAGGCACCGGAUGGGCAGCAGCUUUACCGUUUGUUUCGUGUGCAAUUGUUAAAUUUGCAUCAGGUCAACUAACGGAUAGACUGACAAUGUUUUCCGAGAAGACAAAGUUUGUUACCUGCACACUAAUCUCCAUGAUUGGAUUGGCCGCUGGAUUUGUCGUCAUGUCAUUGACAUCUUCCAGAACAAUUGCCCAAAUUUCAUAUACUUUUGCAGUUACUCUGUCAGGCAUUACAAUCAUGGGUACAGUUAAAUGUUUGCAACUGCGAUGCCAACAACAUGUUCACUUUGCAACUGUUGUUGUUGCAUUCAUGGCAUGCAUUUGGCAGUUUUUGGUACCUCUUGGAGUAGGGUACCUUUGUCCGAAUAAUACUCCUGAAGAAUGGUCUUUCUUGUUUUUUAUUGUAUCCGGAAUUGUUUUAAUUGUCAAUAUUCCUUUCCCGUUUUUGACUACCGCUGAAGCUGCGGAUUAUGCCAAACGAUUUUAAUAAAUAUCACUUUU
This is a messenger RNA of Caenorhabditis elegans, 1394 nucleotides long. RefSeq names its product Major facilitator superfamily (MFS) profile domain-containing protein (gene F44E7.7). Gene Ontology annotation, biological process: transmembrane transport. Lineage: Eukaryota; Metazoa; Nematoda; Chromadorea; Rhabditida; Rhabditidae. Bases 13 to 1380 code for a protein of 455 amino acids. Gene Ontology annotation, molecular function: transmembrane transporter activity. The record is from RefSeq and is marked reviewed. Gene Ontology annotation, cellular component: membrane. The transcript has 6 exons.